This is a messenger RNA of Scleropages formosus (Asian bonytongue), 3218 nucleotides long. Its product is annotated as SH3 domain-containing kinase-binding protein 1-like. Gene Ontology annotation, biological process: cell migration; actin filament organization. Bases 604 to 2409 code for a protein of 601 amino acids. The record is from RefSeq and is a predicted model, not a curated record. Gene Ontology annotation, molecular function: protein binding. NCBI's taxonomy places the organism in Eukaryota, Metazoa, Chordata, Actinopteri, Osteoglossiformes, Osteoglossidae. The transcript is spliced from 18 exons.
CGUGGUAACAGUUACUGACACCUUGUCAACUGCGCGUGGGGCCGUUUCUAUUUUUAAACUGCACGCGUUAUCGGUGUUUUCAGUUUUAAAAAAAAUAUAUAUUUUAAGAGAAGAAAGUCGCGGAAAAUUGUCCCGUUCAUUUUGACGUGUCUCGCGAGACUCCGCGCGGCUGCAUAUAGCGCCCUGCACUCCCACACACACGCACACACUGAAGCGCGCAAAGCGAAGCGCAGCGGCUCGGCUCGGGCCCGGUUUACAGCGUUUCAAGCGGCUGGACACAAAGGAUGAGCGCGAUGAGCGGUGACUGAGUGUCCGGGAGUGGCGGAUCGGCGCUCCGCUUUUUUGUAAACCGCUAGUUUUAGUCCCGUUCGUUCCUGCGCUGAUGACGUCCGAGGGGCAAACUAAGUAACGGAGUUUAGUCUUUUUUUUUUUUUCCCGGACGUCACUCACUGGAUAUUUUGUCUUGUGACCCUCUAGUUUGAAAUCUGUGAACUCUCUCUCUGCCAGUACCGUUACGUGCACGCGUUUGGACCCGUGGGCACCCCCUCUGAGCUCCCCUGGACUCGGGUUCGACUCUGACUCCCCCAGAGUCACAGCAAACAAAUGGUGGAGGCCAUAGUGGAGUUUGACUACAAGGCCCAACAGGAUGAUGAGUUGACCAUCGCCGUCGGUGACAUUAUCAGCAACAUCCGCAAGGAUGAGGGGGGCUGGUGGGAAGGGGAGCUGGCGGGCCGCAGGGGCCUCUUCCCAGACAACUUUGUCAGGGAGCUCAAAGACGAUGGGUGUCGGGUGACUCAGGGCAACCAGUUGAAAACGCCGCCCCCCAGUGAUGGAAAUCCUGUGUCUGAAAAGAAAGGUGGCAGUGCCAGGAAGAGGCGGUGUAAGGCGGCGUUCAGCUACACGCCGCAGAACAAUGAUGAGCUCGAGCUGAAGGUUGGAGACAUCAUCGAGAUCGUAGGAGAGGUGGAGGAAGGCUGGUGGGAGGGUUCCCUUAACGGGAAGAUUGGGAUGUUCCCCUCUAAUUUCACCAAAGAGCUGGAUGAGGCCGAGGACCCUCCAAAGGACACCCCUGAACCCCUGCAGGACGGUACUGACGCCAGCAACAGUGUAAAGGUCGGCCCGGGGACUGCGAACGAGGAGGAUGAGUCCAGCUCUGCCAAAUCCACGGAGAGCAGCAAGAUCCAGCCAAAAAAAGUGCGUGGCAUUGGGUUUGGGGACAUCUUCAAGGACCAGCCCAUCAAGCUCCGCCCCCGCUCCAUGGAGCUGGACGGUGAAGCCGAGAAGCAGCAGCAGGUGGUGAAGAAGCCCUCUCAGGCUACCAGUGCCCAAGAAAGUGCUAAGGUGGAGAUCAAUGGAAAGGUCAAAGCCAAUGAAUUCUGCAAAGUCCUGUUUCCAUAUGAAGCACAAAAUGAGGAUGAGCUAUCGAUCAGGGAGGGCGACAUCGUCGCUGUCAUCAGCAAGGAAUGCGCGGACACCGGCUGGUGGCUCGGCGAGCUGGAUGGUAGGCGGGGGGUCUUCCCUGACAAUUUUGUUAAGUUGCUGGUGGCGGAAGGCGAGAAGGAGAGGCCUAAGAAGCCACCGCCACCGGGCUCAUCAGCUACAAAACCCCUCACAGACUCCAAGGCUGAGGACAAGAAGGUGCCACCAGAGCGGCCAGAGUCACUGCCUCAAAGGGGAGAGGAGAAAGUUGCGGGAGACGAGACAAAGACUCGAGGGGACAUCCUGAAGCCAGGACCCCCUGCCAUUCCUCCGAAGAAACCACUCCCCCCGAAAACAAACAACUCGCAUGGCCGGCCAUCCUUCCUGCCCACAAAGCCCCCCCAAAGACCUGAGCGCCCCCCCGUCCCCAGAAUCCAGUUGGAAGGUGGCUGUCCCUUGCCAGAACAGGGCGGUGCCGAUCGACCCGGUGACAUUGAGGUAGAAGACUUUGACUCCAUCGUGAGCUGUAGCGAGAAGCUGAACCACCCGACUGCUUCGCGGCCACGUGUGACAGAUCGCCGACCCCGCUCGCAAACCUCCUCUUCUUCUCUCUCCAACCUGGAAGUCCUGGAUUCUGUUGCUUGCGAGGGAGACAAACAUGACGCAGAGAGGAGGAAUGAGGAACAGGACUCGGUCCCCAAAAUCAGUGACGCCGAUAAAAAGACCAGCGAGAGCAAGCUGCCCGUACCUCCCAAACCUGCAGUGCCACCAUCCCCCUGGGGUCCCUCGGAACCCCGGUCCCGGAGCGAGCCACCCACGCUGGAGGAACUUAGGACUCAGUUGAGGGACCUGAGGGCCACGCUGGAGCAAAUGAAGAUGCAGCACAAAAAGGAGAUAAAGCAGCUCAUGAACGAACUGGAUGAGGAGAAGAAGAUCCGUCUGUCGCUACAGGUGGAGGUGGAGCACAUAAAGAAGGUCCUGUCUAAGUGAAAGCCUUCCUGUGUACGGAAAUACCUCGAACCCGGGCCUCGAACCUGUGCCUCGAACCAUACGCCCUCAGAAGUCGAUAGGAGUUGUCAGAAGCAGCAGUCACCAUCCUCUCAUUCUUAAAAAUUGUUUUAAAACUCUUUUUUUAAGCGAUGCGUGUUGAUGUAGCACAAACCAGAAUUAAGUAGAAAAUAGAGACCAGUCUCUAUCUGUUAUAUUACGACGGUACAACUUUUUUUUUUUUUUUUUUUUUUAUUAUUAUAUUUUCCAAAAAAACAAACAUAGAAAAUGGUUAUAUUUGACUGAAAUAUAGUUCACUUGCUACAAAUUUUCUUUAGUGGACCUACAUGGCUUUUAAGUGUGUGUAGGUGUAUGUAUGUGUUUUAGUGUGUGUGUGUGUGUGUGUGUGUAUAGGUGUGUGUGAUAAAUGGAAGGUUUGGGUUCGCAGGGAGAUUCUGAAAGGACUUGGACAACAAGACACCCACUCUGUCCCCACUCUACUUCAGGAAGCACUGUGCUCUUUUCGGCUGGGGCUUUGAAAAGAGCUCCAUGAGCUACUCCUGCAGCUUUUUUGUGUGUCCUGGUUCAGUUCAUACAGCUACCAGGUCAACUGAGCUGUUUCGGUGUGUUGAUCCCCAUGUCAUCAUCAAAUAAGACCGAGAACCAACAUCCAGAGCUCUGCCAGGGCCACACCCUCUCUGCUCUCCGAAUAACAAGGAAGCUGCGUGGGCUCCUGCACAAACCAAAUGUAUACAUUUUUACUGUAAUGUACUGAAGAAUGGAGUUAUGUAUGAACAUUAAAGAAAGAUGAA